Messenger RNA from Solea senegalensis (Senegalese sole), 2086 nucleotides. RefSeq names its product transmembrane protein 30C (gene cdc50c). The transcript has 7 exons. The record is from RefSeq and is a predicted model, not a curated record. Gene Ontology annotation, cellular component: Golgi apparatus; plasma membrane; endoplasmic reticulum. Bases 96 to 1157 code for a protein of 353 amino acids. Gene Ontology annotation, biological process: phospholipid translocation. Lineage: Eukaryota; Metazoa; Chordata; Actinopteri; Pleuronectiformes; Soleidae.
GGAGAUAUUGCUGAAAUAAAGAACAGGAAGAGAUAGUGGUGCCUUGUCGCUGUGUAGCAAGUUCCUCUCCUUUCCCCCCGCUGAACGUCCCUCUCAUGGGUAAAGUGAAGGGCAAACUUGGGCCCUUGGCUCGGAGGCCAGACAAUUCUGCCUUCAAACAGCAGAGGCUACCGGCCUGGUCUCCCAUGUUGACCGCUAACACUGUGCUGCCUUUCUUCUACAUUAUGGCUUUGAUAUGUUUGCUGCUGGGAGUGUGGCUGCUUCUCACAGUUCAGAGCACACGGGAAAUAAAGCUGGACUACACUGUUGGGCCGUGUGAUAAAUGUCAUGAAAAGCGUAAAAAUGUCACCAGCGCGGCAGAGGACUGCAAAUGCACAGUGGAGUUUACCAUUGAGAAACGGUUCAAGGGAGACGUCUUUUUUUAUUAUGGCCUCAAAAACUUUCAUCAGAACCUCCGCAGAUACAUGGACUCCAGGGACGAUGGGCAGAUGGUCGGCAGGAAGAACAACUUAAAGAACCCCAGUUCAUACUGCAAGCCAUUUGUACGUGACCAGAGUGGACUCCCCAUUGCUCCCUGUGGUGCUGUGGCCAACAGUAUCUUCAAUGACUCCUUCACUCUGAUGUAUCACGAACCCAGCAGUACUCCAGUUAAGGUUCCGCUCUUGCGCAGAGGCAUCACCUGGUACACUGACAAAAAUGUCAAGUUCCGCAACCCCAAGAUGAACAGCUCAAUGAAUCUAGCUCAAGUGUUUGAAGGCACAGCAAAGCCACUGUACUGGAAGAAGCCGGUGUAUGACCUUGAUCCCUUGGACCAAAACAACAACGGCUUCAUAAACGAUGACCUGAUCAUAUGGAUGAGGGAGGCGGCCUUCCCCAACUUCAAGAAGCUCUAUGGAGUUUUACACCGCGCUAAAAAGCCCUUCACUGGGGGGCUUCCAGCAGGGAAUUACAGCAUCGACAUAUCCUACAACUUCCCUGUGCAGCCUUUCCAAGGCAGGAAGGAAAUAGUGCUGACCACACUGACCUGGUUUGGAGGUCAGAACCAUUUCCUGCCCAUCGCUUACUUGGUGACCAGCAGUCUCAUCCUAUUGAUCGCAAUCGCCCUCACGGUGGUGUGGUGCAAGUUUGGAAAGAACGGAAAGAACAUGGAGGAAUGACGGGUGGACAGUAAACACUUUGAAGCAGCUGAUUUAGAACUGCUUUAAAUGACAGAGCAGGAAAAACCAAUUGGUCAAACAAGACCAUGACAGCAUAUGCAGUAAAACCAAUGAAGAGGUAUGUUUGACAUUGUUCCCUUUCAACUUAAGGAUCCACAUAUUUGACCAAUUGUGUUGAAGCUUUUUGUACUUUUUGAUUUUGUGAAGGCAUUUCUUAACGUGCACGAUAUUGUUCCUGUACAGUUAAUAUUUAUAAACUCAGUCAGUGUGGCAUACAGGCUGAAUUUCAUGUCUCAGUGAAUGUACAGAAAAUAAGUGAUCACGUAGAAUACUGAUGGUCAUCAGCAAACCGAUAGAAACUCACCCUCUCUUGAGCCAGUCUCUGGACAGGUCACAUCCAGGCCCCAGGCUAACCCUCUAAAGCUUAUUCUUGAAACAUUUUUUUAUUAUUAUAGCAGCAUUAAGGUUAAUUUAUGCAGACUACUGUUUCUAAAUGAAUGUUAUGUGCGAUUAUAGUAGGUGCUUAUAAUGCUACUAUUACAGUACCCACAGCGAUGUUAGCAUUUCUCUGCCGACACAUUUAGCGAUUUUGAGCUAAAUGUGGCCAAUGCAGUCUUACUGUACAAUCUUAGUUUAGCAUGUUAGCAAUUGUUUAUUACCUGAUUAGCAAAUGGAGCUCGCAGGAAUUGUUAAAUUGUCAGAAAUUUUAUGUUGCAGACCUGAUAUCGUCAUGCAAUUGAAAUGUUUCCUUGCUAAGGUUUAAAUGUGGUCAUUUAUUGUAUGCUUUAAUUGUAUAUUCAGUGAUAUUAUGAAAGGGCCAGUGUAUAGAACCUAAUGGAGGUCUAUCAAUAGAAAUGAAAUACAAUAUUUAUUUGUCUUUAAUUGCCUAAAAAUAAAGAAUUAAUUUGGAAUAAGUCCUUUAUGUCACA